Messenger RNA from Malaclemys terrapin pileata, 3109 nucleotides. RefSeq lists its product as uncharacterized. Gene Ontology annotation, biological process: regulation of B cell activation; B cell receptor signaling pathway; B cell proliferation involved in immune response. The record is from RefSeq and is a predicted model, not a curated record. The transcript is spliced from 17 exons. Gene Ontology annotation, cellular component: external side of plasma membrane. The coding region runs from base 1 to 2016 and encodes 671 amino acids. Lineage: Eukaryota; Metazoa; Chordata; Testudines; Emydidae.
AUGGUCCAGGGCCCCGCCCGCCACAACCACAAGGCCCUGCUGGAAAUAGCAGCCCUAGCUCUGGGCCCGCCCGCCCCUGGGGCCCUCCCCUCGCCAGGCGCCCGCCGUGGGGCCAUUGCACUGGGCAAGGGGAUGGCGCCCAAGCUGCACUGCCUCCUGCUGCUGACGCUGCUGGGCUGGGUGGUGGCGGCCGGGAUCGGGGCCCACCCGAGGCAGGGGGAGACGGCCAGACGGGUCAAUGCCACAGAGUUGAAGGCUGCAGUCCUGCCCUGUGGGGAGUCCGGGGCUGUGUAUGGGGACCCCCCCACUCAGCUGUCACUUUCCUGGCUGUGGAGGGUCCCAUGGGGCCAGGAGCUGCUGAGUCUGAACGUGACCCUGGGGGAGCUGCCCCCCCGCACCAGGAUUGGCAUCGGGGCCCAGGGGUCCCUGGUGCUGCCCAACGUCUCCACCGCAGACGCAGGCGUCUACAGCUGCCAGUGGGACAGGGACAGCGGGGGGAACGUGCUGCUCAAUGUGCCAGGGAACCGGGAGCUCUACAUCUCUGGGACCCGGGGGGGGCAGGUCGUGCUCCCCUGCGCCGGGGGAAAUGCCACUGCUGUGGACUGGUUCAGGGAUGCAAACAACCAGUCGGUCCGCGCUGGCCCUCGGCACCAGCCCAACGGCAGCUCCCUGCUCAUCGAGGGGCUGGAGUCAGGGGACGCCGGGCGGUACCAGUGCCAAGCCGGGAACCAGAGCUGGACUGUGCAGCUGCACCUGGGAGGGGAGCCGUCGUUCUCGGUGCUGGCGGGGGACACGGCCUGGCUCCCCUGCAAUGGCUCCAUGCCGGACGCCUGGGUCCAAGGCUCCCUGGCGUGGAAGCGGCUGGGCCCGGGGGGCUCAUGGAAGCAGCUGGUGGAGCUGGCGGCUCGGCGCCACGGAGCCUACAUGUUCCAGCUCGCCCUGGGCACCGGGGCAGCCCUGGUGCUGCCGGCAGUGACGCUCGACCAGGCCGGGACCUACCGCUGUGUCCGGGGCAACCACAGCCACACCGUGGAGCUGGAGGUCACGGCCCGCACAGGAGGGUGGCAGCCCUGGAUCGUGGGGGCUGCGGCACUUGGAUACGUUGCUAUUGGCCUGGCCUCCCUCUUUGGAUACUACCAGAUCCGCCGAGCCCUGCAGACCAGGAGGAGGAGGAAACGCCUGAUGGAUCCGGCCAGGAGGUUUUUCAAGGUGACUGGGAACGGGGCUCACACCCCUUACGGGAAUGUCCUACCCCUUGCAGACACCACUGGUGUGAGGCAGACGGAUGCACUGCCCUAUGAGAACGUGGCAGCGGGUGCAAGAGGGCAGGGGCGGCCACUGCCUGCAGAGGGGCCCAUCAGUACUGUCGAGUCAGAGGAUGAGGAGGAGUAUGAGCACCCGGACAGUGAGGAAGAACCAGCACCCGAGGAUGGCGAUGGCUAUGAAAACACCAAUGGGGACAUGAAACUGUGCAUGGGGGACAAAGGGUCCAGCGACGGCGCCUGCUACGAGAACAGUCUGGAGGAGAACAGAGCAGGAGGCAACUGGACUUCAGAUGCUGCCCACUACACAAAUGCUCGCCAGAGCCCCGGGGCCGAAGACCAGGUCUCUGAAGACAGCGAGUGUUACGAGAACACGGAGGAGGACAGCGCCCCGCUGAGCCCUGGAGCUGCGCGGCUCGUAACAGACCUGCGGAUGCUGCUGCUGGGUGCGUGUGAGGAGCCGGAGCGGGAUCGGCAGGACGGACACAGCGAGGGCUCUGCUGGCUCCCAGGCCUAUGAGGAGAUGGCCGGGGCUCUGUAUGCAGCCCCCGCCCGGCACCUCCGCCUCCGGGACCGCAGCCAGGAGGAAGAUGCCGAUUCCUACGAGAACAUGGAGGGGGGGCCAGGCUGCGUCCUGCCCCCCCGGGAGGGGAGCCUGGAGCUGCGAGGAGACGCUGCGGGGCUCAGGGCCCCAGGGCCCGUGGGAGCUGAACCCGCCAGGCGGGCGGUGCCCCGGAGCCUGACUCGGGACUAGGAGACGCCGCCCCUGGGCCGAGACAGGCAGCGAGUGUAGCUGAGCCCACGAGCACAGGGCUCUCGGGGAGGGCCCCGCGCCCCCAUGGAUCCGCUCCCCAUCCCACGUCCUGGGCCCCGCUGCCGGGGACGACCCCAAGGCUGCGGGGCGCCCGUGGGCUCAGGGAGCUGUGCCGCAGGGCUCCAGACACUGUUUCCAUGGCUCUGCCAUGGCCAGCUGCCGACACCGUGCCCCCAGGUGCCUCUGGCCUGCCCCCGCCCCGGGCUCGGCUGCCCCACACGGGCAGCUCCAUCCAGCUGGGCUGGACCGCAUUCCCUCGGCGCCUGACACGUGCAUGUCCAGGCUGGGGACAGGGCCCCCCCAGUGCCUGUACCCCCUAUGACAUGCUGGGGACAGGGCCCCCCAGUGCCUGUACCCCCCCCGAUGACACGCUGGGGACAGGGACCCCCCAGUACCUGUACCCCCCAUGACAUGCUGGGGACAGGGACCCCCCAGUGCCUGUACCCCCCAUGACAUGCUGGGGACAGGGCCCCCCAGUGCCUGUACCCCCCCGAUGACACGCUGGGGACAGGGACCCCUCAGUACCUGUACCGCCCCUCCCAUGACACACUGGGGACAGGGCCCUCCCGAUGACAUGCUGGGGACAGGGCCACCCCAGUACCUGUACCCCCCAAUGACACACUUGUGUACCGCCCCCCCCAUGUCUGUACCCACCACCCCAUUACACGCUGGGGACGGACAGGUUGGCCCCAGCACCAGUACACACCCUCCUGAGCAGCAAUCUCUCCCCACACAUCUCCACUGCCCCUUGGCCUGAUGUGUACGCAGGGGCGGCUCUAUGUGUUUUGCCGCCCCAAGCACGGCAGGCAGGCAGCUUUCAGCGGCGCACCUGCAGGAGGUCCCCGGUUCCGCGGCUUCUGCGUAUCCAUCGCCGAAUUGCCGCCGAAGCCGCAGGACCAGUGGACCUCCGAAGGCACGCCACCGAAGGCAGCCUGACCGCCCCCCGCGGCUUGCCGCCCCAGGCACACGCUUGCUGCGCUGGUGCCUGGAGCCGCCCCUGUGUGUAUGAAGAGCAGGGGCCACGGCAGGCAAC